Messenger RNA from Lontra canadensis (Northern American river otter), 1988 nucleotides. It is a transcript of the gene DNAAF1, whose product is annotated as dynein axonemal assembly factor 1. The record is from RefSeq and is a predicted model, not a curated record. NCBI's taxonomy places the organism in Eukaryota, Metazoa, Chordata, Mammalia, Carnivora, Mustelidae. The transcript has 12 exons. The coding region runs from base 50 to 1975 and encodes 641 amino acids. Gene Ontology annotation, molecular function: dynein complex binding; protein binding. Gene Ontology annotation, biological process: cilium assembly. Gene Ontology annotation, cellular component: axoneme.
GGCGGUCGCGACCCCGCGGAACCGGGUGUCCGGUGUAUCCGUUGUAAGCAUGCACCCCGAGACCUCGGAGCCCGUGGUGGACGGGCCGCCGGAGCAGGGCUGCGCGCAGGAGCCGGGCGUGGAGGAGUCGGCGGGAGACCACGGGGACGCGGGCCCGCGGGGCCGCAAGGAAGAAAUUAAUGAUCCGAAGGAAAUAUGUGUGGGUCCUUCUGCCACGUCGUACCCAAGUGAGCAGAAACAGAGCGGUGACAGCAGGUCGGACAGUCACUUCACACACCAGAGAGAUGACAAGGAAGACUGUGGUCCCAGAAUGACUAAAAGUUUUCUGCAAAGACUCUGCAAGCAACACAAGCUUUAUAUUACCCCAGCACUGAAUGAUACACUAUAUUUACACUUUAAAGGUUUUGACCGCAUCGAGCACCUGGAGGAGUACACGGGGCUGCGCUGCCUCUGGCUGGAGUGCAACGGGAUCCAGAAGAUCGAGAACCUGAACGCCCAGACAGAGCUGCGCUGCCUCUUCUUGCAAGUGAACUUGCUGCAUAAAAUCGAGAACUUAGAACCUCUGCAGAAACUGGAUGCCCUCAACCUGAGCAACAAUUACAUCAAGACCAUUGAAAACCUCUCCUGUCUGCCGGUCCUGAACACGCUCCAGAUGGCCCACAAUCACUUAGAGACCGUGGAAGACAUUCAGCACCUAAAGGACUGCUUGAAACUCUGCGUCCUUGACCUUUCCCACAAUAAGCUGAGCGAUCCGGAAAUCCUGAGCAUCCUGGAGAGCAUGCCUGAUUUGCGUGUCCUGAAUUUGAUGGGAAACCCCGUUAUUAGGCACAUCGCUAAUUAUCGAAAGACUGUCACCGUUCGACUAAAACAUUUAACGUACCUGGAUGACAGACCAGUUUUCCCCAAGGACAGAGCCUGUGCGGAGGCCUGGGCCAGGGGCGGGCUUGCCGCUGAGAAAGAGGAGAGACAGCAGUGGGAGAGCCGGGAGCGGAAGAAGAUCGAGGACAGCAUCGAGGCGCUGGCGAUGAUCAAGCGGCGGGCGGAAGAGAGAAGGCGGCAGAAAGCCAGCUGGGAGGAAGGGGACAAGCUGGAGCCAGAGGAGAGCAAGCUUGUGGAUGGCAGCGUGCCAGGGAAGGAGGAGCCUCGUGAGGAGGGGGAGAGGCGGCAGAAAAUGGAGCUAUUUGUCAGGGAGAGCUUUGAGGCCAAGGAUGAGCUCUUCCCGGAGAAAUUGAAUCUUGGGGAGGAGCUGCUGGUGGAGGUCAGCAGAGAGACGGAAGGCCGGGAGCCAGCGGGGCCGCACCUGGAGGAGGCCGUGAGGCCGGCCGCGCCUGGAGCUACCUGCAAAGAACCAGACCCCCAGACCGUGGCCGCGGGGGGUGCAGCAGGCACAGAGCUGGGUGGAGACGAAGAUCUGGAGACCAUCAGACUGGAGGCGAAGGAGAAGCUCUGCAUCGACGACCUGCCUGACUUGGAAGAUGUGGACACAGGCGAGCCUCUGGAAGGCCAGGAUGAUGAGAUGUGCUUUCCAAAGAUCACAGCCAUCUCAAGCUUGAGUGAUGACAGUGACCCUGAACUGGACCACUCCUCACUCCCAGUGCCGGAAGACACCUCUGAUGCCCUUUCAAACAUAUUCGCCAUCCCCAGGGACACGUGGAGGAAGGCUGAGACGCCCUUCACCGCCAUAUGUGAAGCAGCCGCCAAGAGGGACUCGGAAACACCAACAGGAGACACCAAGGCCCCACGCCCGCUGAUCCAGGAACUCCCCGGCGAGCAAGCUUCAGGCCAGCCACCAAUGCCCCCAACCUGCCAUCAGGACGCCCCGCCACCCACUCCCAGCGAGGACAGGGACAGUGACCUACUUCCAGCCUCGCCCCCAGGUGAGGUCACUGAGGAGAACGAGGCGCAGGCUGAGACAGAGCUCGCUGAGCCCGAGGCGGGAGAAGACCGGGAGGACAUUGAAUUUGGCUUGGACUGAACCCCAAGGUGGC